Molecule: messenger RNA, 2391 nt
Organism: Colletotrichum chrysophilum
Lineage: Eukaryota; Fungi; Ascomycota; Sordariomycetes; Glomerellales; Glomerellaceae
Exons: 2
Coding region: 1-2391 (796 amino acids)
Biological process (GO): DNA-templated DNA replication; error-prone translesion synthesis
Cellular component (GO): epsilon DNA polymerase complex
Molecular function (GO): DNA binding
Source: RefSeq, a predicted model, not a curated record
AUGGAUCCUCCACCGUCGAUCUCUCCAAAGCGGAAGCAGGUGCCUAUGACCAACAUCUUGAACACCAAGACACCUGCCCCUCCUUCGUCGUCCGCGAUACCCUCGUCCUCUCCCGCAUUCGGCACUCCAGUACACCCGCUCAAGCCCUUCAAGGUUUCUGCGCCAACGAAGCAUGCCAUCCUUCCCAUCAUUCUGCCACCAGCCACUCUCAGACCCCUUGCCUUCCGAACGUUUACGAAAAAGCACAGCUUGACUCUCACGUCAACGGCGCUUCAAGAACUCGCAACAUUUAUAGGCCGGCAUUGCGGCUCAGGGUGGCGUGAAGAGGGGCUGGCCGAGAAGGUUCUUGAGGAGGUGGCCAAGUCCUGGAAGAAUCGAAAUGGCGGCGUUAUUGUUGAUGGAGCGAGUUCGGAACUCAAGGACAUCUUAAAGACCUUGGAGGGCAACAUGAGCGGGGGCAAGAUCGUCACUGGUGCAAGGGGUUUGAGUCGGCAGAACAGUCUUCUUCUCGAGCCUGGCCAGGACGCAGACUUUUCAAGCACGAGAUUGGGUCUACGGCCGGCGCAAUCUGCUUUGGUACGGGAGGACAGCCAACAAAGCCUUGGCAUAUCAAAUCUUGGCGUCGAGGAGGAGGAGGACGACGACAACGUGAAAGAUGCCAGGAAAUGGCUCAAGGUUAUCGACGCCUACGAGCAACCCAGGUUCUCUUACAACGUAGCCAAGAAGCAUUUCGAAAGGGAGACUUCGAAGCCGUCUUUACUGCCAUCGGCGUCGCACAAGACCGCCCUAUUUCGAAACAGAUAUAAUGUCAUCCACCAAAGGUUACUACGGAAUGAGUCCUUCCAGACAUCGGCCGUGGCGAGCGCAAGAGCGCCGUCGCUCAAGCGCUCGUUAUCAAACCAACAGAACCACAAGAUUACCCCGAUCGCAAACAUGCUGGGCCGGCACGGCAGCCAUCACAUGCUUCUCGGCAUGCUGAACGUGCUACCAGCAGGAGGGCUUGCCAUAAGUGAUCUAACAGCUACCAUCGCCCUAGACCUAUCUCAAGCUGUUGCGAUUCCUGAAGAUUCGGCCUGGUUUACCCCGGGCAUGAUUGUACUGGUGGACGGCGUUUACGAAGAGGAAGAAGAGUCAGUUGGCAAAGGCUUGAGCGGGAGCAGUGGUGUUGGUGGCACCCUAGGUGGCAGAUUUCAAGGUUUCUUCAUCGGACAGCCGCCAUGUGAGAAAAGGAAAGCGACACUGGGCGUCAGCGGACCCGACGGUGGACAGGACCACACUAUAGGAGGUGGAUUCGGCUGGAUUGACUUCCUCGGUGUUGGCAGUGAACGAGCGGUUGGGGCACGCAUGCGAAAACUUGAACAGCGUCUGCUUCCCCGUCACUCCGCCGAAGAGGUUCCUAGUCGUGGUAGGAUGAUCAUUCUUGGCGAGGUGAACCUCGAUCAGCCGCGAACACUGCAAGCGAUGCGCAAGAUUCUGGCCCUAUACGCGGCUGAGCCUGAAGGCUCCAGUCCGAUGACUUUCAUCGUCACCGGUAACUUCACGCAGCACGCCGUCCUCGCUAGGGGUGGCAGCGGCGGCAGCAUCGAAUACAAGGAAUAUUUCGACGCCCUAGCGUCGACGCUCUCGGACUAUCCCACUCUUCUUCAGUCAUCAACCUUCGUCUUCGUCCCAGGGGAUAAUGACGGCUGGGUUUCCUCCUUCACAGCAGGCGCUGCGACACCGUUGCCUCGGAAAGCCGCGCCGGACGUCUUCACCUCCCGUAUCCGCCGUGCAUUCGCCGCCGCAAAUGCAGAACUCGGCGCCAAGGGGGAUGGGGAAGCCAUCUGGACGUCCAACCCUAGCCGUCUGACGGUGUUUGGCCCGAACCAUGAGGUUGUUGUCUUCCGCGACGACAUUUCAGCCCGUCUCCGCCGCACAGCCGUACGUCUCAAGACCUCUAGACAGAAGGAGGGAGAAGAGGGAGACGACGAGAACGCGGCAGCGGACGACGUUGUCAUGGCGGGCAGCGACCCCGUGGAAGAAGGAGAUGGCGCUAUGGAUGUGGACAUACCGAGUGAGAAGCCUGCCGCCAAGGAGGUCGCAUCGAGCCUUUCACAGGAUAUCCACACGGCGCGGAAGCUUGUCAAGACAGUGUUGGAUCAGGGAUACCUCGCACCAUUCCGCCAGGCUAUCCGCCCUGUGCACUGGGACUAUGCCACAGCACUGCACAUCUACCCGCUACCAACAUCCAUGGUUUUGGUCGACACAACAGCACCUCCUUUCUGCGUCACAUACGAAGGUUGCCACGUAAUGAAUCCCGGCAGUAUCUUGGUUCCUGGCAGAACACGCGUUGGCCGGUGGAUAGAGUACGAGAUUGGCAAGAUUGGACGGCUGAGAGAGACUACGUUUUAA